Molecule: messenger RNA, 3847 nt
Organism: Anopheles gambiae (African malaria mosquito)
Lineage: Eukaryota; Metazoa; Arthropoda; Insecta; Diptera; Culicidae
Gene: SF1
Product: splicing factor 1
Exons: 6
Coding region: 416-2884 (822 amino acids)
Biological process (GO): regulation of mRNA splicing, via spliceosome
Cellular component (GO): nucleus
Molecular function (GO): mRNA binding; zinc ion binding
Source: RefSeq, a predicted model, not a curated record
CGUCAAUCAAAUAUGGCCGCUCGUUUCGCCCCAUAGCGGUUUUGAUUGAUUCUGAAAAAAAUAGCCAUUUGAUCCCAAUGUUCUAGUCGCAUGAUUUUGAGCAACCUUACCUGACAAAUGCAAAGAACUGUUUUACCUCGUGCUUUAGUUUACGUGCAAUAAAUUAAAAUCCUACCCAAAGCUAGUGCGUUUCAGAGAGUGUCGCCGCCAGCCGUUUCGCGCAUCUGUCAAAACGUUGAUUCGGCUUGCUCUGGAGCAAAGUUUUAACAAUCCCCCCACUUCCCAGCUGCACACAGUCGUUUUACGGCAAUACGUCAUUCACGGUCUUAUUGCUCGUGGUCGCUUGGUGGUUGGUGGUGGUUCUAAGUAUUGUUUUUAAAUAAAUUGUAACAUAGUUUAGUGCAAUAUCGAUGCGAUGAGCUACAAGAGUAAGGGCAAGGAUCGGGAUUACGAGAGCAGCAGCAGCAAAUCGCGCAACAAUGCCAGCGGGCUAAGCAAGGGCCGCGACAAAGAGCGUGACAGGAAAAGCGAACAGGAAAGCAAGGAGCGCCAUUCGGAGAAGAGCGGCUCGUCCGGUGGGAAGGAGCGGCACCGUAGCCGCAGCCGGGAGCGCAGCAGCGACCGGCGGGACGGUGGCGGACGGCGCAGCAGCAAGGACCGGCACGGGGGCGGGCGCAGGCACAGCCGGACGCGGGACGACAGCCGGGAGCGGGACCACCGGAGGCACCGCGACCACCAUCGGGACCGGGAGCGGCGCAGCCGCAGCCGCAGCCGGGACCGCAAGCACCGUAGCGGCGGUGGCGGUGGCGGCAGUGGUGGUGGCGGAGGUGGUAGUAGCCGGGACGAUCGGGACCAUAGGCACCGGUCGCGCGAGCACGCGGACGAUGGGCGCCGGGCGAUGGAAAGCAGCGGCGGCGGCGGCGGAGGCGGCCUGAUGGACAGCCCGGACCGAUACGACUACAAGAGCAUCGAGUACACGCAGAACGUCAUCUCGAACAUGCUGAUGACGGCGUCCACCGCGAACGAUUUUGCUAAAUUACUUAACAGUUAUAAUCAACAGCAGCAGAUACAGGCGCAGCAGCAGCAAAUCCAGACGCAGCAGGCCCUGUUCGAGCAGCACAACGAGAACAGCUGCUCGUCGGUCGGUUCGAAAGGUAUGUCGGCGCAAAUGCUGGGCGACUUCACAGGCGACAACGGCAACGGUACGCAGGCGAUGUGCAACGGCAACAGCAGCGGUGGCGAGGGCGGCGAUUCCGCCCGCCGGCGCAAGAAAAAGUCGCGCUGGGCCGGUAGCGACCAUGACAAAACGUUCAUCCCCGGCAUGCCGACGGUGCUGCCGUCGACGCUGACGCCCGACCAGCAGGAAGCCUACCUAGUGCAACUGCAAAUCGAAGAGAUCAGCCGCAAGCUGCGCACCGGCGACCUCAUGAUACCGCAGAAUCCGGAGGAAAGGUCCCCGUCGCCCGAACCGAUUUACAGCAGCGACGGCAAGCGGCUGAACACGCGCGAGUUCCGCACGCGCAAGAAGCUGGAGGAGCAGCGCCACCAGCUCAUCCAGCGCAUGCAGUCGCUCAAUCCGGACUUUAAGCCGCCGUCGGACUACAAACCGCCAGUGAUUCGCGUCAGCGACAAGGUGCUCAUCCCGCAGGAGGAGUACCCCGACAUCAACUUCGUCGGGCUGCUGAUCGGGCCGCGCGGCAACACGCUGAAGGCGAUGGAGAAGGACACGGGCGCCAAGAUCAUCAUCCGCGGCAAGGGCUCGGUAAAGGAGGGUAAGGUGGGGCGCAAGGACGGGCAGCCGCUGCCGGGCGAGGACGAGCCGCUGCACGCGUUCAUCACCGCGAGCAAUCCGGAGGCGGUGAAGAAGGCGGUCGACCGCAUCAAGGACGUGAUCCGGCAGGGCAUCGAGGUGCCGGAGGGCCACAACGACCUGCGCCGGAUGCAGCUGCGCGAGCUGGCCCAGCUGAACGGCACGCUGCGCGAGACGGACGGGCCGCGCUGCAACAACUGCGGCUCGAACGAGCACAAGAGCUGGCUCUGCCCGGACAAGCCGAACAUUACGAACAACAUCGUCUGCUCGGCGUGCGGCGGCACCGGCCACAUUGCGCGCGACUGCCGCAGCAAGCGCCCGGGGCACGGUGGGCCACCGUCGGCGGCCGGCGGCGGCGCGGUCACCAAGAUCGACGAGGAGUACAUGAGCCUGAUGGCGGAGCUGGGCGAGGCACCGCCGCCCCAGGAGUCCAACCACGGAGGAGGAGCAGGAGGAGGAGGAGGAGGGUACGGCCAUGGGGGAGGCGGCGGUGGUGGCGGAGGAGGUUCGCGCGGUUCGUACAAUAUGUUUGAGCCGCGGUCGGCGCCCCGACCGCUCAUGGCCACCCCGCACCAUCCGCCCUCCCUGAUGGGCAACUCGCUGUCCGCGCCGAAUGUCGCUAGCGGUGGUGGUGGUGGUGGUGGUGGUAGUAGUGGUGGGGGUAGUGGAGGCGGUGGGUCACAGUCCGGUACGGGCAGUGGAGCGGGCAGCAGUCACCAGCAGUGGCCACCGAUGAUGCCGAUGCCGCCCGCCCCACCGACGCUGCCCAAUCCUCCGCCGCCUCCGCCGACCGUGCCGUCGCUGAUGCAGUGGACGCCACCGCCUCCGGCCGCCGCGGACACGAUGGUGCCGGCCCCGAGCCACCACCACACGUACGGUGCCGGCGUCGCGCCGCCCACCAUGGGCGGCUGGGGCAAAGGAGCCGCCGGGGGUGGUUUGAUCGCGUCCGGGUGGCCACCCGCCCCGAACGGCGGGUUCGUUCCGCCGCCACCGGGGCCGGCCCCACCGCCCCCACCGAUGUCGGGCAUGCCGUCACACAUCUUGGCACCGCCUCCACCACCACCACCCUCGUAAAAAGACACGAUCCAGUGUCACCUUUACUAGCGCUUGACGUGGCCAUGAUUUUCUUACCUAUUUGUUUGUUUGCUUGCUCCCUCCGAAUGCAACAGUAUGCUCAUUGGCAGUAUACUAAUCCCGCGAGGUUCUGUACAUAGGCAUUCGAACGUCAUCCAUUUAGCUGAGUCGCGUUUUUGCGUUACGGUCGCAACCUCCUUCAAGACGUUACAGUCUGUGAGGUCACAACAUUAAUGCAUUAGUUUAGAAUGUUCUUCCCAAAAUAAAACGAAAACACAGCACAGUGCUGCGAAAUACUGUUGAGCGUACGUUCGGGAACGAUGUCUGGAUGCAACACAGCCCUGAGCAGUUCUUUUAACAUCCUGUGUUGUGCGGAAACAUGAGCCAAAUGAUGCUCCCUGGCCAGGAGGCCCCAUUGAGUCUCAGCACGAGCCGCUGGACGAAAUUGUGUGCUGUACAACCGUUAGUAUGGGUUUCGGAAGUAGACGCAACCUGUCCACACCCACACCCAACCAUAAACUCAUCCAUACACCCUGCCGACGGGGCGCAGCGCGGCGAAAAAUCACGUGUAUAGAAACUUGUGUUUGCUAACGAAUCAUUUUCUUCUUCUUCUUUUUUCUUUUUGUGUCACAUGUGUCAGCAGCGUAUAAUCGUGUAAUUUAUGGUUUUCUAUUCAUUUCCCACCCCCACUAAAUAGCUCACUAAUGCAGGUUUGGUUGUUUGCUCUGCGUGUAGAAAGUGCGGAAAUAAUGAAGAAGAAGAAGAAGAGGAGAAGGAAGAUGAAGGUAGGAAUAGCGACACAACAAAAAGGGGGAGGACACUGGAUGAUGCUUGAUCCGUUUCGUUCCCGUCUUUACGAUUACUGACGGUUUAUUUGCGCACGUAUGAAUUGAUAAAUAAACGUAACCUAAUUUUACGAUUAAUAAAUACAUUUUAGGGCAGCCAGUUUUGCCAGGUACUACA